Molecule: messenger RNA, 1950 nt
Organism: Nymphalis io (European peacock)
Lineage: Eukaryota; Metazoa; Arthropoda; Insecta; Lepidoptera; Nymphalidae
Product: PR domain zinc finger protein 5-like
Exons: 8
Coding region: 163-1884 (573 amino acids)
Biological process (GO): regulation of transcription by RNA polymerase II
Molecular function (GO): DNA-binding transcription factor activity; RNA polymerase II cis-regulatory region sequence-specific DNA binding
Source: RefSeq, a predicted model, not a curated record
CAAAUUAUUUUUUUGCCUCUUUUGUAUAAUACCUUUACAUUGCUUUUGACUUAACUGGCUAAUAUUUUGUGGUUCUGUGUUUCUAAAACUAAUGUCAUUUUCUUAAAAUCAGAUAAAAGAAAAAAAAGGGUGCUUAAAUGUAAACAAAACAACAUAUCGGGGAUGUCUUCGUUUUUGUGUUUUAUCUGCCAUAGUACAGUUAAUAAAGAAAUAAAUGAAGACACACGAGAAAAAUAUAGAGAUGUUGUCGGGAUACCUUUGUGCCCCGACACUCAGCUCUGUUUCAUCUGCUGUCAUGUCUUAAACAAACUGUCGCUGUUUAAGUCGAUAUGUUUCAAACGGAGCCUAGAAUAUCCAGUUUUGUUUCGUGAAAAAGGGACAUUAAAUUUGCAAAAAAGUAACUUAGAAAUUCAUGUAUUGUGUCCCGAAGAUUGUAGCUUAUAUCAAAUAAACAACAAAACAUACGAUUUCACUUACAACAAUGAUUUUAUCGAUACAAACUAUAACACCGAUAGCGGAUAUGUAAAGCUCCAAAAUGAUAAUGAAUUUCACGAACAUUUGAUACAAUUUGAAACGGUUGAUAACAAAACGAUUGAUUACAAUUUAUUGGAACAAAACGUUAAAGUAGAUGAAGAAAAUCACCCUGAAAUUGAACAAGAUUCCACUGUUAAUCCUAUCGACGCUGUAAAAGAAUUUAAUGAUGUUAAUGAUGUUUUUAAUGACUGUGAUGAUAUUAAUGAUUUAGAUAAUGAUUCAACAGCAACAAAUAAUGAAAUUCAAACGAAUAUUAAUGAAAGCAAUGAAGAAAUCGUUGAUACAAUUAAUUCAUCAAAUGAAAAUCUAUCAAACGAUAAUUCGAAACAAAACAUAGUUAAGAAAUCGAAGAGCAUGAAGAAGAAAUGUUUUAAGAAAGUCAUUUUAAGUCUAGAAGAACAGAAAGCAGUGCUAGAAGCGAAUAGAAGGGAGAAGAAGUAUAUAGAAGCUGAAUUUAAGUGUUAUAAUUGCGCAAUGGGGUUUCUUUUCAAAGAUACAUAUCAAACGCACAUGAUGAGACAUGAAGAGUCGAACGGUGAAUAUCAAUGUAGAACGUGCACGCUGCGUUUCGCAACUGUAACAGUGCUCCGUCACCACACUGCUGGUCACGCGGAGCGGUACGAGUGCACCAAGUGUGGCGCGAGCCUCAAGCCGCGCGCGAAGAGGUUACAUGUGUGCGUCAAGAGGAACGUGCAAAGCGUCGCUUGUCAAUUCUGUGGGAAUUUGUUUAAAGACGCGAAUGGGUUACAACAACACCUAAAAAGGGGCCACACGAGCAAAUCUGGGGGUCGUCUGCUGUCGUGUGUGGUGUGUGGUGAGAGCUACAGCAACCAAGCCGCCCUGCGCACGCAUAUGAUAAAGCACAUAAAACGUAAAUUCCACUGUGAGCAAUGUCCAGCGAGCUACAGCAGUCCGUACACGCUGACGCAGCACAAGCGCACGCACGAGGUGACGGGGCAGCUGCACCACUGCAGCACCUGCGGCGUCGGUUAUGCCACGAAGAAGAGUCUACUGGCGCACAAACGGAACACCAUGAAUCAUCAGCAGACCUUAUUCGAAUGCCCAAUAUGUAAUAGGGUGUGUCCCAAUCAAAGGUCACUGGCGUCCCACAUCCAAACAGUCCACUCGUCCACCAAGGAUUACACCUGUACACUUUGCCCGGCUAGGUACACUAGUCGGAAGUCUCUCGUGAGGCACAUGGGCACACAUAACAAGAAGCCCGAUAUCAAAAUGGCGAUAUGUCACUUGUGUGGCAGUACCUUUAAGGGCACCAAUAAGCUGAACCGGCAUUUGAGACAAGUUUGUGAGAAGACGAAAUUGGAAGAAGAGAUUUCGGCUUUGUAUUAUUAAUAAUUUAAAAAAAUAUAUAUCUGUGAUAUCUGUCAAAGUGACAUUUGAAAUAAAUAUUUAAAAAUG